AAAAUAACCCGGACAUCUUUUUUUUCAUUGAUUUUUAAUAAACACAUACACACUUAAACAUCAUAAAAGCAAAUCACAUAACAGAAAGUCAAAAGAAACAAGCAUGGUGAAGCUUUCUGGGUAACAGAUCGGAGUCCGAUAUGGGGAAUCCCUCCCAGAUCAUUUCCCUCACUGCCUCCCAAAAAAAACUCCUCUGUUGAAAGAAAAUACCUAAACAGAAACGGACACCACAAAAUAAGCCUCCUUUUAGCCACUGUCAACCUCCAAAGAAAAUGUUUUCUUCCCUUCAACCAGCCUUUCUCCCCCUCGGACUCUUCUUUCUUCCGUCUCUCUUUUUUUUUUCAGUGACAAGAAAAUGAGAACCCAGAGAAGAACCAGAACCCAGAAGAGAAAAAAAAACAAAAAAACAAACUCGAAAAUCAACCCCCCUUUCUCCGGAAUCAACCAAAGAACCCCCCAAAAUCAACUCCAAAUUCCAACCAAAGCAAACUCCAAAACUCCACCAACCACAGAACCCCCAAAAAUCAAACUCCAACUCCUAAAUCAAUCAAAAGACCCCCCCCCCUUUUUCAAUCUGAUUUUUUGUAAGAAAUCCUCCUAAUUAUCUUUGUGAUUAUCAUUGCUUUCCUACUAUUGCCUCUUUACAUGGGCCUCAAUCCUAUCAAGAGGCCUUUUCUAACCCUCUUUGGUAGUAAGCUAUGCAAGAUGAAUUACAAGCUCUUGAGAAAACUCGUACGUGGGAUUUAGUUGAUCUUCCCACUGGAAAGCCUUUAGUAGGUUGUAAAUGGGUGUACAAGAUCAAAACUCAGUCUGAUGGUUUCAUGGAGCGUUACAAGGCUCAUUUAGUUGCUAAAGGAUUUACUCAGGUAUAUAGGAUUGAUUAUGAAGAAACCUUUGCACCUGUUGCUCGUCCUACUUUAGUUUGUAGUUUGAUUUCUAUUGCUAUUGCAAAAGGAUGGAAAUUGUUUCAGAUGAAUGUGAAAAAUGCCUUUCUAAAUGGUGAUCUUGCAGAGGAAGGUUACAUGAAACCACCUCCUAAAAUUGAGCAUCCUCCAAACAGAGUUUGCCAAUUGAAGUGAGCUUUUUAUGGUUUGAAGCAAGCACCUUAAGCUUGGUUUGCCAAGUUUAGUACGACUAUCAGUGAAUUUGGUUUUACUUCUAGUCCUCAUGAUAUGGCGCUGUUCAUACACAAGACUAAUAAUGGUAUGAUUCUACU
Rubroshorea leprosula is the source of this 1216-nucleotide messenger RNA. The record is from the annotation of a GenBank genome assembly. NCBI's taxonomy places the organism in Eukaryota, Viridiplantae, Streptophyta, Magnoliopsida, Malvales, Dipterocarpaceae.